GAUUUGGCACCAUAUCAAAACGCGAUUCUCACCUCAGAACGCGAAUCCAAACGCGCUUCCAUUUGCGUUUCCAAUUCCAUUCAUGAAGCGAAGAAAGUCGGUGACGUUCGCCAGAGCCUAAAACGUCUUCGUUUUUCGGACAGCGGAAGGUGUUUCUUCUCUGCCACAUUUUCGUUCCAUUGUAUGUGACAUUGUUCUGUCUCUUUCUCUCUGAGAGUAACUCAAACACCAAUGAGGCAGUACAAGCAGGUUUCAGCCCUUAACCGACGACCCACCAUCCUUUAUCUGGUGUGCGCGGUUGCAUUGUUCUCCCUCCUCCUCUUCUACAUCCAAUCCUCUCUCUUCGCAGGGUCCCUUUCUUCGGCUCGCAAAUCCGAAAUUAUCCGCGUCUUGUCUAACUUUCAGUCCAGUGUUCAGCAAUGUGUGGAUAAGAGGGGGCUAGGACUCACUGCUCAUAUAAUUGACCAUUGUAAUUUGAUCCUGAAAUACCCUGAAGAUACCAACAGCUCUUGGUACAACGCACAGUUUAAGCACUUUGAGCCGUUGGAGUACAAAUAUGAUGUGUGUGAGGCAAUCCUGUUGUGGGAACAGUAUCGGAACAUAACAACUGUGUUGACCAGAGAGUAUCUUGAUUCUCGACCUGGUGGUUGGAUGGAUUACGCUCCACAAAGGAUAGCACAGUUGGGGACAAAGAAAUGCAGCAACAAGACUCUUUGUGAAGAGAACCUCAAUGUGUUAUUACCUGCAAAGCCCCCAUUUCACCCACGACAGUUCCGAACUUGUGCUGUUGUUGGGAAUUCUGGGGACCUUCUGAAGACUACAUUCGGGAAAGAAAUUGAAAGCCAUGAUGCUGUUAUUCGGGAGAAUGAGGCCCCUGUUAAUGAGGAAUAUGCCAAAUAUGUUGGUCUUAAGAGGGAUUUCCGUCUAGUUGUCAGAGGUGCUGCGCGUAACAUGGUCCCUAUUCUAAACGGAUCUGGUAAGUUAUUAUUUUUUAAAUAUUUAAACAGAGAUGCAAAACUUCUGUUGAAAUUUUGGGACAUGUUAAUCUAUCCAGUGUGAAAUAUAGCUUUAAUUUUCUAUUAAAGAUUUGGCAUGCAAAACAUCACUAUAGAACAAAGACAUCCUUGUCAAUUGAAUCUCCAUAUAUUUGUAAUGUGUCAAAAAGUAUAUAAAACUAGAAAAAUAAAAAUUACCAACAAAAACAUGAAGGGGCUAGGUCAAACCUCAAAAUAACAUAAUCAAAAAAAUCUAAACGCAAGUAACCCGUACUUGUUCCUAGGAAACUUUCCCUAAUAAAUUAUGGCAUAAUAUCAAACAAAUAAAACUCAAUUUUUUUGUUCAAAACCAUAGUUGGCAAGUUUAUCAAGACUAUAUUACCCUCUAUAAGUAUGAUAUAGAAAAAAAAAUGCAUAGAAGAACAAAGUUGAAGACAUCUUAUGAUGUAGAAAAAAAAUGCAUACAAGAACAAAGUUGAAGACAUCUUAUCUAUCUCCCUUGGAUUUGCCAUGGUACAGGAUGAACAUCCUUUGGAGCUUCAAUCACAAGAUUUGAAUCUCAUUCCUACCAAAUUUGCUUCAUUUCCUUCAAUAUGCUUGUUUGAUAGGCUAUGAUAGCAGCCAUGAUCUCCUCUCAGAAUGUAACAAUUAGGCCUACUUAUGCCACAAAUCCUCCCAUAAAAAACACCUCUAGUGCCUUAAGAAAAUACAUGCAUUGGUAGCAUGUCCAAAACUCCCAUGUGCUACUCGAAUUGUAUUGCUCUUAACACUUCAG
Vigna umbellata (rice bean) is the source of this 1770-nucleotide messenger RNA. The record is from RefSeq and is a predicted model, not a curated record. NCBI's taxonomy places the organism in Eukaryota, Viridiplantae, Streptophyta, Magnoliopsida, Fabales, Fabaceae.